AUGGUUGCAAAGAAAGGCAAGAAGACUGGUGAAAACCUCAACAGCAAAAUCCAGUUGGUUGCAAAGAGUGGAAAAUAUUGUCUGGGAGAAAAGGCUACAAGAAAGCAGCUCAAGUUUGCUAAAGCCAAACUGGUCAUAGUUGCAAACAACAUGACGCCUCUGGUCAAAUCAGAAAUAGAGUUUCUGGCCAUGCUGGGUAAAGUAAUUGUUCACCAUUACGAUGGAAACAGUGCAGCACUUGGUACAGCUUUUGGUAAAUACUUCCGAGUUGGAGUUGCAACCAUUGUUGACCCGGGAGAUUCGGAUGUCAUCAAGACCUUGUCGAUGCAGUGA
Molecule: messenger RNA, 333 nt
Organism: Symsagittifera roscoffensis
Lineage: Eukaryota; Metazoa; Xenacoelomorpha; Acoela; Convolutidae
Exons: 1
Coding region: 1-333 (110 amino acids)
Cellular component (GO): cytosolic large ribosomal subunit
Molecular function (GO): RNA binding; structural constituent of ribosome
Source: RefSeq, a predicted model, not a curated record